Messenger RNA from Cercospora beticola, 1492 nucleotides. It is a transcript of the gene HOM6, whose product is annotated as homoserine dehydrogenase. Lineage: Eukaryota; Fungi; Ascomycota; Dothideomycetes; Mycosphaerellales; Mycosphaerellaceae. Gene Ontology annotation, biological process: aspartate family amino acid biosynthetic process; L-homoserine biosynthetic process. The record is from RefSeq and is a predicted model, not a curated record. Gene Ontology annotation, molecular function: NADP binding; homoserine dehydrogenase activity; aspartate kinase activity.
ACAAAUUCGAGAGCCAUUGGCAAUAUUUCUCCUCACCCGCAUUUCACGACUCUCACUCUCCAAAAUGGCCAAGCAAGUCUAUAUCGCUGUAAUCGGCCUCGGUGGCGUGGGUAAGGCCUUCCUGUCCCAGCUCGACUUCCUCCGCCAGCGCCUGGCAACCCAAAAUCCGCCGAUUGACCUCCGACUCAUCCUGGCCCGCCGCAGCAACAAACAGCUCUUCUCGCAGGACUUUUCACACUUGAACAUUCAGACAGUCGCCAAUGACUUGGAUAGCAAGGGAACACCUCCACCAACGUUCAACGAGACCUUUGGGCAAUUAGCACGAGCUCCUGGCAAGGUUGUGCUCAUAGACAACACGAGCGAUGUCGGUCUCGCCAGCUUGUAUCCUAUGGUUCUGCAGAGGGGCAUCAGCGUUGUGACACCAAACAAGAAGGCUUUCAGCGACAAAUAUGAACUGUGGGACAGCAUCUUCAAGAGCGCUGCCAACGGAACGGGCUCACCGACCAACGGCUAUGUCUUCCACGAGUCAACCGUAGGCGCUGGUCUGCCUGUGCUGAGCAGUCUGCGAGAGCUGGUCGAUACUGGUGAUGAGGUGACAAAGAUUGAGGGUGUGUUCUCGGGCACAAUGUCAUUCUUGUUUAACUCUUUCCAGCCACUUGGUGGAGGAGGCGGCAAGUUCGCUGCUGAGGUGAAGAGGGCUAAAGAGCUUGGUUACACAGAGCCUGACCCACGAGACGAUCUCAACGGCCUCGAUGUCGCUCGGAAGCUCACAAUCCUGGCCCGUAUUGCUGGUCUGCCUGUUGAGUCACCGACAUCCUUCCCUGUGCAAUCACUCAUCCCAAAAGAGCUCGAAUCCGCCAGCUCCGGAGACGAGUUCUUGCAGGAGCUACCAGAAUUCGAUGCGCAGAUGGAUCAGAUCAAGGACGAGGCCACCAAGGAGGGCAAAGUCAUUCGAUUCGUGGGGAGUAUCGACGUGCCAUCCAAGCAGGUCAAAGUCGGGCUGGAGAAGUUCGAUGCUUCACACCCGAUCGCUGCUCUUAAGGGCAGCGAUAACAUCAUCAAUUUCUACACAAAACGCUACGGCAGCAACCCUCUCAUCAUCCAAGGCGCUGGCGCUGGAGGCGAUGUAACUGCCAUGGGCGUUACAGCAGAUCUCCUGAAGGUUAUUCGAAUGCUGUGAUAGACAAACUUAUAGUACGAAAGCGUUGAUUGCAGCUUUGUGGUAGUCCUUCAUGACAGCACCGCGCACCAAUUGGGGCAACUCAAAAGUCCAUUGUCUCGGUACCAGUGCUAUCUCUUGUGAAAAGCUAUGGAGUCAUCAGUGGAGAGUCUGAUGCUUGGUCGCAUUGCUCCGGCCUUCGAUGGACUUUAGCUUUUCGUCAACGAUUACUUCGAACGUCCCAAUACGAAGCAUGUUGGCAAGGAAGCUCUCAGACCUUGUCAGCAAGCCCUAAGCCUCUGUUCCUGAACACUGUUUGUCCCUACGUCACCC